AUGAUCUACAAUCGUGAAAAUAAUGAGUGGAUUCAACGACCAUCAUCUGCGCAAGGUAAUCUUCAGAGUCAUCCAUGUUUUCAGUCCAGCCUUCUGGAUGAUGGACACGCACCCGGAAGUGUCGAAGUGUGGAAAAAGUCUUCAUCUUCCCAUCGACCACAACUUCGAAUGACAAAUGUCGAUCGAGAUGCAGAAGAUUAUGAUCAGAAUCUCGAAGCCAAAGCCUAUUUUCAAUCUUUCAAACAUCUGAGACGACUGACGAUCUCUNAGGUGUUCGAACAUUUGAUCUGUGCACGGAAAAGAAUGUUCUUGUGA
Adineta ricciae is the source of this 315-nucleotide messenger RNA. The record is from the annotation of a GenBank genome assembly. Lineage: Eukaryota; Metazoa; Rotifera; Eurotatoria; Adinetida; Adinetidae.